CCGCGUAUCAAAAAUCAUUGCUCUGCUCGCAGGAGAAUAAUGUUCAGCAAUUUCCACGCGAUUGUCACAGGAUUAAUUAUUGUUCGCAACACGGGAGCCACGUGUUAAACAAAAACACAGGAUUAUUUUCUCGUCAGCUGAUUGGCGGUUCGGACAAGGUGGAAAAACGGGACGCGACGGCGGCUCUUGUAUGCCGGUAGUUCAUGGCGGCGACCUAACCUUUGCGGCACGUGCACACGGGAAAUUUGAAAUUGCCAUGUGAAAGUCUGCGAUUGAAGAACAACGAGGGAAAAAUGUCGCAGAUCGCCAACACGAGGGAGGUGAUCCUGACGAGCGACAGCACCGGUGAACAUUGGAGCGCAGCGACGUGGGACCCACGCACAGGGUCCACCUUGUCGACGUACAAACACGCGGGAGCAUUGGCGCAGGGCACUCUGCAGCUGCUGGGCGACAGCUAUAUAAUCGGCGCAGACCUCACGAAACCUAGGAUCCACGUAUGGCCCCUGAACAACCCUAAUCCGGUGUCUAAUCUUCGUUUGACCACGCCGGGUAAAGUGACCGCCCUGGCUUGCACGCCGAAUGGCGCCUUCAUGGUCGCAGCCAUCUCGGAGAAGCUGUUCCUCUGGCAAGUGUGCAACGGCAAACUGCUGGGCCAUCUGUCGCAGCAUUACCAAACGGUGAACUGUCUGUCCUUCAGCAGCGACGGUUCUCUGUUUGCCAGCGGGGCCGAGGACGGCCUCGUCUUCGUGUGGUCCCUCUUCAGCGUCGCCAACGACGAACGAUCUACGCCUCUCCACGGAUUCUCCCACCAUUCCCUGCCGGUGAAGGACCUGCGAUUCGGCCACCCUGGCCCCAGAGGAAGACUGUGCACCGUGUCCCUGGACCGCACCUGCAACGUCUACGAGCCAGGAAGCGGUAUCCUGCUGUUGACCCUGGUCUUCGACGUGCCUCUGACCUCGGUCUGCCUCAGCAACCGCGACAGCGACCUCUUCGUCGGGUGCACCGACGGCAGCGUCUACAAGUUCAACCUGCACGAGCCGCCCCGCGGUAUAGAGCAUCACGUGACGGUGCGAGACGGCUCGGAUUCCGAGGGCACCGUCGUCUUCAGGGGCCACAAGUCCACGAUCGUGGCCCUGUCGACCUCGAUCGACGCCAGGUACUUCCUUUCCGGAUCAACGACCGGCGAGGUGCACCUCUGGGACGUCGCCAGCCGCCAGGUCCUCAGGACCAUCGAGCACAAGGGGCCCAUCACCGCGGCGUUCUUCGCGAAGAACUACGAGAACUUCAGAGUCGCCGAUCUUCGGCCGAACCUGGUCGUCGCCAAUCUGCAGAGGAUAUCGGACGACGUCGACGGCAAGCAAAGCGUCGUCCAGGUGGUUUCCAGGGAUAAAAUCGAUCCUGAUUUCCUCCGGUUUGAGUCCUUUGUUGGCGACGCCGUGGAGGACGCGGCUGCGGGGGACUCGCAGUCCGGCAAGCUGCUCGAGAUGAGGGAGGAGAUCGAGAGGCUGAGGAGAAUCAACGCCGCGAUUUAUCAGUACAGCGUGAAACAGAUUCUGGGAAGGGAUUUUGAACGGUCGGACGGAAACGGUGCGGCCGAGGAACAACGGCCUUGAACUUUUAUACGGAGCAUCCGAGUUGAAUAAACAGUUCCCGUUGCA
Messenger RNA from Megalopta genalis, 1658 nucleotides. RefSeq names its product WD repeat-containing protein 18. Gene Ontology annotation, molecular function: protein binding. The record is from RefSeq and is a predicted model, not a curated record. Gene Ontology annotation, cellular component: nuclear pre-replicative complex; rixosome complex. NCBI's taxonomy places the organism in Eukaryota, Metazoa, Arthropoda, Insecta, Hymenoptera, Halictidae. Gene Ontology annotation, biological process: rRNA processing; DNA-templated DNA replication.